UGUGUUUCUGUAUUGCUGUUGGCUGUGUCAGAAGGAGAAAUCCUGCUGCUCCUGUAGUUGGGCUUUAUUGCAGACGUGUUUACAGUAACAGCGGCAGUGAAAAGAAGACUACAUUUCUUGUCAGAGAUCCCCCUGCUUGGACUUGUUCCCACUUCCCAUGCACAGCACUAAACUUUCCUCUAGCCAAAACUUUUAUUUCCUAGACUUCAUUUGGAAAGGAAGAUUCAUGGAGCUUUUGUUUAAACGUCUGUUGGGGAUGGCAAAUUCUUCCUUUUAACCUGAAUAUCUACCCCUUAUACAAUCAAAUACUAUCUGAGAUCCUUCCCGUCUCGGGCGAAGGAGAGAAAGAAAUGGAUGUGUUCAGAGCACCUGAAAAUGAGUCUCUGCUCUCUGGUCCCACUGCAAGCUCCACACCUUGGGAUCCCUUCCACCACCCCCUGGAAUUCAUCCAGCCCUGGAACUUCCAGCUUCUAGCUGCAUUAAUGUUCUUGGUGACAUCUCUGUCACUCGCUGAGAAUUUUGCUAUCAUAUUGGUGACUUUUAAGUUCAAACAGUUGAGACAACCUGUCAAUUAUGUCAUAGUAAACCUGGCUGUAGCUGAUUUUCUGGUCUCAUUGAUUGGUGGCACGAUCAGCUUUUUUACCAAUAUAAAAGGCUAUUUUUAUAUGGGACAUUGGGCUUGUGUACUGGAGGGAUUUGCCAUCACAUUCUUUGGAAUCGUUGGUCUCUGGUCUCUUGCUCUGCUGGCUUUUGAGCGGUACAUUGUGAUCUGUCGCCCACUGGGAAAUAUGCGCCUGAGGGGGAAGCAUGCAGCCUUGGGCAUUAUCUUCGUGUGGAUCUUCUCCUUUAUCUGGACCAUCCCUCCGACCAUGGGCUGGAGCAGCUACACCACCAGCAAGAUUGGAACUACCUGUGAACCCAACUGGUAUUCAGGAGCCUAUAAUGAUCACACCUACAUUAUUACAUUCUUCACCACCUGUUUCAUACUGCCAUUACUUGUGAUUUUGGUAUCCUACGGAAAAUUGAUGAGGAAACUAAGAAAGGUGUCAGAUACUCAAGGCCGAUUAGGGACUACAAGGAAACCUGAAAGACAAGUCACUCGAAUGGUUAUUAUUAUGAUCCUUGCAUUUCUAAUCUGCUGGUCUCCAUAUGCAGCCUUUUCCAUUCUUGUCACCGCAUGGCCUUCCAUUGAUCUGGAUCCUCGUCUGGCCGCAAUCCCAGCUUUCUUUUCCAAAACAGCUACAGUUUAUAAUCCGAUUAUUUAUGUCUUUAUGAACAAACAGUUCAGGAGGUGUUUCAUUCAGCUGUUCGGAUGCAGUGACAGAGAGACUGCAACGUCCAAUAUGAACCCAACUUUGGAGAGAGCGGUGCUAACCCAGGACAAAGGUGGGGGUGAAAUGUUCACAAUAGCAGCACACAACACCAUUUCAAACAGGAGAAAUGAGGAUGAACAGAGGAGCUGCCAUUCUUUUGCUCAGUUGACAGUUUUAGAAAACAAAGUCCGUCCGAUGUAAACAGAACAAAUUUCGAGAUCAGAAAUGCAGCACUAUAGACUGUUCCCUUAUUACCAGCUGUUCAUACAAACGGUUGUCAGCAAGACUGUUAGGGCUCACAGACUGGCAGAAAUUUGCCGCUGGGGUUGCUGAGCCACAGAAACGCUGAGAGCCUCUAAGCUCUGAAGCUGUAGAGUAUUCCUUGUAUUCAGAGGGCAAAGGAUCAGCAUUCUAAGUGACAGUGGAAUGCCCCACUAUUAACUGAUUCCACACUAUCCCUUUUCCAGGCCAUCCACCCUCCUGUUCCUGGGAAUGACUUCAGGAGACUCCAGUGAACAUAUACCAGGACUCAUUCAACUGACUGAACAUUGUGACUUGGAAGAAAACAAACGAUCCCAUGGCUCCAAAUUACUAAAGAUAAAUAAAUAAUACUUAGCACUUGGCUGACUGGAGCUCAAAUAGGUAGAGCUAGGAAAGGAUUCUGAGACCUAAUGACUUCAAAAAAAGAAGACAAUGCAGAGUGCCCUGUACUCAUUUACGAUCUGUGGUAGGGUUCCUUUCUCAAGCCAUAACACUCUAUGGCAAUCAGGAGAUGCCUCCAGAUUCCCAGCCAUUGUUUCAUUAAUACAAACCCAGUCAGGGAGACUUCCCUAGAGCCCUUCAAGCCUCUCCUCCCCCGCCCCCAUCCUUGCCAUACAAGAAAGUCCCUAGAACCCUCUGAGGUGGAUUUAUAACAGCUGACAAUGAUUGUGGUGGGGCGAGAGAAUAAGGCUAGGAUGUUGUGCAACAAGGAAAGUGUCACACCCCAGUACUGUGCAAGUGACCUUUCUGAGGAGAAGUUCUGUAGCUGGUUGAUCUUCCCCUAUAGAAGUCUGCCUGAUGCAGAGGUAGGAUCAAUUACGUUCCAGAGACCCCAUGGCUUGGGAGGCUACUGCUAUUAAUGAUUUUGGGGUUUCUUAGUGAAUGUCAUUUGUAAAAGUCAGCCCCUGGGGGAGAGUAUGGUUAAAAGGCUCAGCUCCAACAAAACUUUAGGCAGACUCUGUGUGUCCAUAUGCCCCAAAUUAAUUCUUUCCCUCAUCCCAUACCUGGGUCAUGAUGUGCCUCUCAAACAAGGCAGCACAGCCCUAUGCCAACCAGCAGCUGGUGGCAAUCAGUUGUGAGCUCACCAUCUUCACUGCUCAGCCUCUAACCAGCAGCUAAGUCUACAUCUCUGACCCUGGAUUCCAGAUAUCAUGGAUCCUGCCGGCAUCAGGCCCCAUCUUUUCACUGACAGAACAUUCCUGAGCCAAACACUUCAAACCAUUAUCUUAUCUAAGCUUGGAUGUCAGGAGCAGGGAGUGCAAUGUAAAUACAAUUUCCAUAAACAGUGAGAACUAAACUUACUAGUUUUGAUCCUAUGUAUGUUUGCAUGUCAAAUACUUAAUGUUAUUUACUAAUAAUGCAGUAAUAAAAUCUGCUUCCCCUGGACAGCAUACACGCUCACCCCCAAAAACCAGGCUAGCACUUGAAUGCAAUAAGUAAUUUAGUUUUGAUGCAAUCUUUGGUGUACAUUGUAUGAAAUAUUACUAAGGAUCAGGUACAGUAGAUUGUUCUUUUGUAACUGAGUGGAACUAGAAUGAUGUCAAAUCAACAGGCAGCAGCCGGCAGUGUUCAUGGCAGUAAGGUGUUGUGAAGCAAUAUAUCCUUAAUGUGGAAAACCAUUAUUUCUUGAAUCAAGUGUUUAUAAAAUGCUACUAGAAGACAGCAAUUAUUUCAUUGCAUCCACGCUAGCCAUAUUAUAUACUAGCCAUAGCAAUGCCAAAGUGAUAACAAAACCAGUCACCAAAACCCAGAGUUUUCAUUUGUUUUGUUUUACUUCAGAGCAAAAUAAGAAUAAAAUUCCUUCACUGUAAAUAAAUCAGUGUUGUUUCUA
This is a messenger RNA of Malaclemys terrapin pileata, 3405 nucleotides long. RefSeq names its product opsin-VA-like. Bases 351 to 1514 code for a protein of 387 amino acids. The record is from RefSeq and is a predicted model, not a curated record. NCBI's taxonomy places the organism in Eukaryota, Metazoa, Chordata, Testudines, Emydidae. The transcript has 5 exons. Gene Ontology annotation, cellular component: membrane; photoreceptor outer segment. Gene Ontology annotation, biological process: visual perception; G protein-coupled receptor signaling pathway. Gene Ontology annotation, molecular function: G protein-coupled receptor activity.